Messenger RNA from Coniosporium apollinis CBS 100218, 3510 nucleotides. RefSeq lists its product as uncharacterized. The transcript has 5 exons. Gene Ontology annotation, biological process: response to oxidative stress. The record is from RefSeq and is a predicted model, not a curated record. Gene Ontology annotation, molecular function: monooxygenase activity; heme binding; iron ion binding. Bases 1 to 3510 code for a protein of 1169 amino acids. Lineage: Eukaryota; Fungi; Ascomycota; Dothideomycetes.
AUGGCGCCCACACAGAAUGGCACCCUGAAUGGCACCGAGGACGAAGACCGCGAGCCGUCCUCCCCUUCGGAAUUGAACAGGUUCGUAGGGGGUUUUGUGAACUCCGUUACGGGCAUGGCCUCCUCCUUCAUACACGGAGACAGUCCGAACUCUGGCUCACACUCCGGCUCUCAUUCCGGCUCUCACUCUGGCUCCCACUCACUAGAUCCUGAAGUCAAGGCUGAGAUCGAAAAGGAGCGAAAGAAGCCCAAAGAUUAUUUCAAGGAGGCUGCUCAGCUCAUCGGCCAGAUUCGAAAGCCGCUUCCAACUGGGACUGGCAAUGGUACUGAUCUGAACAUCAAAGACGACGAGCCGGGCGUCCUUGAUGACAUCGUCAGGGAGAUUGGUGAAGAUAUGUCAGCCUUCGCGCACCUGGGCGUCCACGGAGACCUGCCGUCACUGAUGGAAAUCGGCGUCGUGAAGAAGCUUGGUCAACCCACUGACGACAAGAGAUACCUGAUGGAGGCCAUGAUAAAGGCGAGCUGCCGCUGGACUCCCGGAGACAUCAAAGACGCGUACCUUGGAAAGCCAUACCAAUACCGACAGGCCGAUGGAUCCUACAACAGUCUUCUCUCUCCGCACGUUGGCAAGUCCAACACACCAUACGCCAGGACUACGAAACCAGCCACGAUUCAGACCGGCGCGCUUCCUGACCCUGGAGUGAUCUUCGACAGCGUCAUGGCACGUAAGAAGAGCGAGAAGCAUCCGAACGGGAUCUCGAGCAUGCUCUUCUAUCUAGCGUCGAUUAUUAUUCAUGACAUUUUCCGAACGGAUCGUGAGGACUUCAACAUCUCAAAAACGUCUUCGUAUCUCGACCUCUCGCCUCUAUACGGUAUCAGUGAUGCUGAACAGAAGGGGGGGAAAGAGCCAAACGGGAAAGAGGUUAUCGGGAUCCGGACAGGCUACGACGGCAAAAUUAAGGCAGACACGUUCGCCGAGACGAGACUGUUGUCUUUUCCUCCCGGUGUGUCUGUAUUAUUGAUCAUGUUCAACAGGUUCCACAACUUCGUCGUGGAGCAGCUGGCUAUGAUCAACGAGAAAGAGCGGUUCCCGAAGCCAGAGAAAGAAGAUGGUAAGGUUCCGCAGUGGACUCAGUACGAUGAAGACCUCUUCCAGCACGGGAGAUUGGUUACCUCCGGUUUGUACAUCAACAUUAUCCUUACAGACUACGUCCGGACCAUCCUAAAUCUGCAACGUACCGAUAGUAGUUGGAACCUCGAUCCGCGCAUUGAGAUUAAGGAUGGUCCACCAAUGGGCGUUGGCAACCAGUGCGCCGCCGAGUUCAACCUAGUGUAUCGCUGGCACUCGACGGUGUCCGAUAGGGACGAGAAGUGGACAGAGGAACUCUGGAAAGACCUCGUCGGCGAUAAGAAGCCGGAAGACGUUAGUUUGCUGGAGUUCAGACGAGCUCUGGGCAAGCUGGAGUCGCGUCUUGAGAAAGACCCAGGCCAGCGCUCUCUUGCCGGACUGACUCGCCAAGAGAAUGGUACUUUCAACGACGAGGAGCUUGUCCAGAUUCUCAAAGACAGCAUCGAGGACUGUGCCAACUCUUUCGGCGCUCAGAGAGUGCCAAAGGUCUUACGUCUGAUAGAAAUUCUGGGCAUCGAGCAAGCGCGGUCAUGGGAUUUGGCUUCCCUGAACGAGUUCCGGAAAUACUUUGGCCUCACACCACAUGAGACAUUCGAAAGCAUCAACGACGACCCCGAGGUCGCUAAGACGCUGAAGCAUCUGUACGACCAUCCAGACUUGGUAGAGCUGUAUCCUGGCCUUGUUGUUGAGCAGGGCAAGAAGCCGGUGACGCCGGGCUCUGGCCUUUGCCCUUCGUACACUGUCUCUCGUGCCGUGCUCUCAGAUGCCGUGGCUUUGGUUCGAGGUGAUCGUUUCUACACCAUCGACUACCAUCCGAAGAAGUUGACCAACUGGGGCUUCGCCGAAGUCCAUCCCGAUCCUUCGGUCGACCACGGCUGCAUGUUCUACAAGCUUAUCUUGCGAGCCUUCCCGGAUCACUUUGAGCCGAACUCCAUCUAUGCACAUUAUCCGCUCACUGUCCCAAAGGAAAUGGAAGAUAUCAUGAUCAAACUUGGCAAAAAGGACAGAUACAGCUGGGCUUCGCCUCAAGGACCGCCGCCAAUGCAUAUGACAUUCUCCUAUGCCGCUGCGGAUAGAAUCUUGGGUGACAAAGAGACCUUCAAUGUUACCUGGGGCAAAGCAAUGGAGUACCUGAUGGGUCCAUCGGCCAAGAAUUUCAUGCUCUCUGGCGACGGCUUCAAGAACGAGCAAUCUCGAAGGGAGGUGCACAAAGCCCUCUACGAUGUGGACGACUGGCAGAUACAAGUCAAGAACUUUUACGAGACGACUACGCUCAAGCUCAUCAAAGCCAAGGGAUACAAGCUAGGCAAGCUGAACCAGGUCGACAUCAUCCGCGACGUUGGCAACCUCGCCCACGUCCACUUCUGCUCGGAGCUCUUCUUCCUACCGCUGAAGACCAAGGAGCGGCCGGGCGUCUUCAGCGAAUACGAGUUGUAUCUCAUCCUGUCCGCCGUCUUCGUCUGUGUCUUCUUCGAUCUCGACAAGGCAAACUCAUUCAACCUCCGCCUCAAGGCACACAAAGCCACCCAGCAGCUCGGAAACCUCGUCCAAGCCAACGUGGCCGAGAUCAAAGCCGGCAGCGUCCUAUCCCGCCUCAUGCAAGCCAUCUACCCCCGCAAUACGGCGCUCAAACGCUACGGUAUCCACCUUAUCAAACGCCUUCUGGAUUCCUACCCUGAUACCGAGGAGCUGGUAUGGGGCCACAUCCUCGGCACCGCCGGCGGCAUGGUCCCGAACCAGGGCCAGCUCUUCGGCCAGACGAUGGAGUACUUCCUCACCACCCCCGAAGGCCAGGAAGAACUUCCCAAGAUGAGGGAACUAGCGCUUCAAGACACCCCGGAAGCGGAUGAGAAGCUCAUGCACUAUUUCCUCGAAGGCUCGCGACUCUACGGUGAGACCGGCGUCUUCCGCCGUGCGACCGCAGACACCGAAAUUCACGAUAACUUCGGCGGCCACGAGCGCACCUUCAAGGUCAAGAAAGAUGACAUCGUCAUGGUCAACUUGCGCGCUGCAUCUCACGACGAGGGCAAGUUCAGGGACGCGCACAAGAUCGACCUGAACCGCCCCAUCGACGACUACAUCCACCUCGGCGCGGGACCGCACCAGUGUCUCGGGCUGCCGAUGACCAGGAUCGCGCUGACAGCGAUGCUGAAGACCAUCGUCAAGUUGCCCGACCUCCGGCCCGCUUCUGGCCCGCAGGGGAAAGUCCAUAAGAUUGCGAAGCCGAUGCAUGGGCAUCACUUACCGGAGUUUGCAGCUUAUCAUGCGUAUCUGAUGGAGAACCAUGCUAAGCUUUUCCCGUUCCCUUGUUCACUCAAGGUCAACUGGAGCGGUGAUUUCGAGUUUGAUAAGGACGAUGACGACAAAGAUGACAUGAAGUGA